AUGAGCACGCUGUUUACUCGCCUCAAGCUGAGCAACAUUUACUACAACUGCUUUAAUGGGGUGGAGUUUUUGCCGCACAUCAUCAUAACAGGCGUAUUCGCCAUCAUCAUCAAGCCUAUCUAUGACGUAUUAAUAUGGCGAUACCAGGACGCAUACGGAAUACGAAACCCACUGUUCGUUGCGCUCAUACUUGGUGUGUUGUUUUGGUCGAGCGCGCUGGCAUGGCGGCUGGUUGGGAAAUUACAAGUCCGGCACAUUUCGGCGGGGACUAUUUUCGUGGGCCAAAUCGUAUUUGUCCACAUUUUAUUUAUCAUGGUCCUGCUGGUCAAAUCGACCAAACUUUCGCGGAUGCAUAAGAACAGCAUAUAUAAUGCAGAAAACAACUCUGACAACGGCGAUGUACGGUUGUCGGACGCAUCUUCGACGACACCCAGGGAUACAAGCAGGCAGGCAUUUCUUGCAGCGAUGCAAACCGCCGACGAUCAUGAGAAGAUUACACUUUGCCAAGAACUUCUAGAUAAUGCGAACAGCAGUGUUGGAAUUUCACCAGCCGCGUCGUCAAUUAUCAUCGCCAAGUCUAAUAUUGCCACCGACGACGCGAUCUUGUGCCAACAGUCGCCGGCCAACAGAAUAACCACUCAGGAUAACGCUAACAUCCACAACCCGUUCAUCGGAAUUGCCGAUACCAUAAAGCAAGUGUAUCCGGAUAAAAGCAUCGACGGCUCGACUAUGGUGGCGGAAAGCUUGCGCCCGAAACUCGACGCAAUUAUUAGCACGUUUAUUCUUUCCAACUCGCCGCUGGAGCUCAACAUCGACCCACACAUAAUCGACACAUCAAAGUUGUACAUCAAGGGUGGCCAAAUUCCGUACGAUCUGAUUGACCAGGCCAAGGGCCAGAUAGUUGAGCUAGUGGGAAGCGGCGGCCGCGAUCGUUAG
Kickxella alabastrina is the source of this 936-nucleotide messenger RNA. RefSeq lists its product as uncharacterized. The record is from RefSeq and is a predicted model, not a curated record. NCBI's taxonomy places the organism in Eukaryota, Fungi, Kickxellomycota, Kickxellomycetes, Kickxellales, Kickxellaceae. Bases 1 to 936 code for a protein of 311 amino acids. The transcript has 4 exons.